This is a messenger RNA of Rhagoletis zephyria (snowberry fruit fly), 3096 nucleotides long. It is a transcript of the gene cv-2, whose product is annotated as crosveinless 2-secreting protein. Gene Ontology annotation, molecular function: BMP binding. Lineage: Eukaryota; Metazoa; Arthropoda; Insecta; Diptera; Tephritidae. Gene Ontology annotation, cellular component: extracellular region. The record is from RefSeq and is a predicted model, not a curated record. Gene Ontology annotation, biological process: positive regulation of BMP signaling pathway.
AUGAAAAAUGUAUCUAUGCAAUUUGUCAGUAAAAUUACUAAAAGUCCGAAAUUUUGGAUAUCAGCAAAAGUUUCCGAAUAAAAAUUCCAUCUUAAAUGUAUCCAUGCAUGUAUGCCGUAAUGAGGUUAUAAAUCCGAAACAACAACAAGCAACAACACAUUGAAAUGAGAAGACGCUGCAACACAAAGCUGUAAAUCUGGCAAUACUGGCAAAAAAUAAAUAAAAGAAAAAAGGGAAUCUAAAAUCAAGCGCGUAGCAAACCGCUGAGAAAAAACCCUCGCAAUGCAAAAGGAAAAGCGAAGCAGGCAAAAGCCGCACCGACGCCAACUAAAAUGGCAACAUGUAAUUAAAACAACAACAAGGGAAGCCCAAGCUCUGCCUGCAGCAACAGCAACAACAACGAAAAUAGCAGCCGCCACAGCCAUACCAACUAGAACAACGAUAACAACAGCAACAAAGCCAACACUGCUGACAGUGUACAACAAAAUCGUGCGCACAAUGACAGUUGUUGCAGGCAACAUUGGCGCUGUUGUUGUUGGCGAUGGCAAGCAGGAGGUUGGCUGUUGUUGCGCAAGCGAGCCAAGUGACUCCAGCCAACGGCAACAGCAACAACAACGAAUAUGCCCCCCACAAGCGCAGCUGCUGCAGCAUCGGCAACAACAACAACAGCAUAAGCAACAACAAGGUGGUGAGCCACUUAUGCAACGGCGGCUGCAUUUACGGCCAUGGCCAGGACAGCGGUCAAAGUUCAGCUCCUGGCUGCUGACAACUGUGUUCAUCGUUGCCAUUUGCCUGGUGCAGAGUGCGCAGACGAACAGUUUGUUUGGUAAUUUACAAUCUUGUUCCAAUGAAGGCGAAGAAGUUCAAAUUCAAGAACUAAUAAAGUGGAAUUCAAAGUGCUUUAAAUGUGCCUGUAAGAAUGGUUUUGUUAACUGUGACAAAGAAAGCUGCCCCUCCAUCGAUGAUUGCUAUUUGUUGGAUCCAAAGACGCCAGAUACGUGUUGUAGGAAAUGCAAAGGUUGUAUUUUUCGCGGCGUACCAUACUCCAGUGGCACUGAAUGGACUGAUCCCGAAGAUCCUUGUAAAACAUACAAAUGUAUUGCCAGUGUUGUUACCGAGACGACGAUGAAAUGUUUCAAUCAAUGUGAUGAUGAACACGUUAUACCGCCAAAGCCGGGCGAAUGUUGUCCAACAUGUCGAGGUUGUAAGAUCAAUGGACAAGUUGUAGCCGAGGGGCAGGAAGUAGUCGGCUCGAUAGACGAUCGUUGCAUGGUGUGUCAAUGUUCGAAGAAUAAAUUGACCUGUGCCAAGAAGACAUGUCCAAUACUACAAUGUCCCAUUUCAAAGCAAACACAAAAUCCCAACGAGUGUUGUCCACGUUGCACCGAGCACCGCGAGUUUAUGCCAGUAACUGGCAAAUGCAUUUUCAACAACAAAGUCUACUACGAUAAGACUCAAUUCACGCCCGAUCGCUGCACAAAUUGCACCUGCAGCAAUGGCACAUCGGUGUGUCAGCGCAACACCUGCCCCGUGCUAGAAUGCUCGCCCGAGUAUCAGGAAAUGGACGGCUGCUGCCCACACUGCAUCACAUCGGAAGUGCGCAGCGAAUGCAUACACAACGGUAUUACCUACAUGAAUAACGAGACUUGGAAUUUGGGUCCAUGCCGCUCGUGUCGCUGUACUGCCGGCAAUAUACGCUGCUCCGAAAUGCGCUGUGCGGCGGUGAGGUGUCGUUCGAAUGAGGAGAAGAAAACUUUACCGGGCGAGUGUUGUCCACGUUGCCUAGAGACCGCUGGCACCUGCACUGUCUUCGGUGAUCCGCACUUCAAAACGUUCGAUGGCAAAUUCUUCAGCUUUCAGGGUUCGUGCAAAUAUCUGCUCGCUGCCGAUUGCCGUGAUCAUUCCUUCUCCAUACGUCUAACGAAUGAUGGGCGCGGCACGAAGCGGUCGUCGUGGGCGAAAACGGUAACUUUGAAAAUGCGCGGUAUUCGUGUGAAUUUGGGUCAAAAGCUGCGUGUAAAGGUGAAUGGCAGUCGGGUGUUGUUGCCGUAUCAGGGCGCGGCCGAUGGGCCCAUCAUCAGCAUCGAACGGCAAGGCGAAAGUAUUUUACUGCGGACCGAUGUGGGGCUAAAUCUCGAAUGGGAUGGUAAUAAUUUUCUGCAAUUAACGGCACCCGCCUCUUUCAAGCAAAAGUUGUGCGGCCUCUGUGGCAACUAUAACGGCAUUGGACGUGACGAUCUCACCAGCCGCGAUGGCAACAAUCACACCGACGAUGAGGUUUGGCGCUUCGCCAACUCAUGGAAGGUGGGCGGACCGAAAGCGUGUUCACGGCGUGUGGACAAACUUGCCGCGCGGCCAAAUUGCAAGCAACGCCAGGCGAACGCCUACUGCCGCUGGCUGCGCGAAUCUGAAGUAUUCGGAAACUGUGAUAAUAGACUAAAUCCCAAUAACUAUUUUGAUGCCUGCAAGAUGGACGUCUGCGAAUGCCCCAACGGCCUGUGCCAUUGUGACAGUUUCGCCGCGUAUGCGCACGAAUGUCGCCGUUUAGGUGUGCAGGUGCCGGAUGAGUGGCGCAAGCGCACCAGGUGUCCGGCGGGCAUGUGGCGACGCAAUGCAACCAAAAUCGCGUUACCGCCGUGGCAGUACCAAAUGCGCGGCGGUGGUGGGGCCGGUGGUGUUAGUGCGCAAGCGCGUCGUCGCAAGCAACAACAGCAACUGGAGCUACAGCUACAAUUGCAGCAAUUGCAGGAGCAGAAUAAUCAGUUGUUGUUGGAGCAGCACGUGCCGAAGAGUCUGCUGGUGCAUAAGUCACCGAAUCGAACGCCACCACCGCUGCACUGAGCGCGCGCAUGCGCAACGUCGCACUACAUUCAUCAACACUAACUAAGCUACGCUAGGCUAUGAAAAAUAUUUCAAAUUGAAUAGAAAUACUUUUUUUUUUUUUAAUAGAAAUACUUCUGUUUAUUUUUUUUAGCAGAUGAUAACUAAAGCAUAUUGCUUCAGUUUAUUAGAUGAAGCGCAUAAACGUAUUUGUUUCUGUGCGUGUGUGUAUGUGUUUGUUUGUUUAUUUCUGCUAACUAAACCCAGUGGGAAAAU